AUGCGUAAAAGCUGUAUUUUACUGUGCAAAAGAUUCAGAAUGACAAACUCUGCUAAUGAUGCGGUCUUGAACGCCACGUUCAAGUACCAACCUCCGGUCAAUCGAAAUAUGCAUGAGCUUGAUAGAUCUUUCUUCGUCACCAAGGUUCCAUUGGUGGUGGUUCACUUCCCCGAUCCUAAAAACAUCAGUCUCUUCACGAACAAGUUCAAACAGGAAGUACUAAGCCUGCCACGAAUUUCCAGAGUUGUACGGCUCGCAGCCGACGAUUCCACAAACGCAAGCGCAGAACCACCGCUGAAAAAAUCAAGUCUUGCCAAUGACAAUCACAUCAGGAAAGGUGUUCUAUUGCGCGAGUCACUCAAUCAAGUUGACGAGCUUUCUAAACAGCUCUCACCUGAGGCCCAACAAUUUAUGAAAGAGAAUCUCGCCAUUGCCCAGCCGUACGAGUGCGUACUGGACUAUUCGUUUUGGAAAGCAGAAGAAAUCUUCCGUUCCAUUUUGCCCGAACAGUUUCUGGACGAAAUUCCAUCUGGAUUCACGGCUACAGGGCAUGUAGCACAUAUAAACCUGAGAAAUGAGUUCAAGCCGUAUGGGCAACUUAUCGGGCAGGUGAUCCUAGACAAGAACAGUAAAGUCGAAACCGUCGUCGACAAAACAGACUCUAUUGAUACCAAGUUCAGAACAUUUUGCAUGCAGGUCCUGGCAGGAAAGAAUGACCUGGUGGUCGAACAACGCGAGUCAAACUGCUCUUUCAAGUUCGAUUUUAGUAAGGUGUAUUGGAACUCUCGACUACACACGGAACACGACAGACUUAUCCAGAAAUUCCAGCCCGGCCAGUGCGUUGGUGACGUGUUUGCCGGCGUAGGGCCCUUUGCUGUGCCCGCGGGUAAGAAAAAAGUUUUGGUACUGGCCAACGACCUCAACCCAGAGAGCUACAAGUACAUGGUCGAAAACAUAGCCGACAACAAGACCGGGUCUUUUGUGCAGCCUUCUAACCUUGAUGGUCGAGACUUUAUUAGACAAAGCCCUCUUUUGGUACAACAAUGGCGUCACAGGACAGCGGGACAAGUUGUGGUCCCUGGCGGUAAACGCUACAAGGACUCUAAGACUGGCGAAACCAAGAGAACGGAGUCCAGAUCCGUCGCGAUCCCUCGAUUCUACCACCAUUACGUUAUGAAUCUACCUGAUAGCGCUUUGACGUUUUUGGACGAGUUUGUGGGUCUCUAUUCGAGACAUUCGGAAAUUUACGAGCAGAUAAAAGCGCUCCCUGAGUUCCAAGCGCCAUGGAUUCAUUGUCACUGCUUUGAGAAGUACGAUGCAACUGAAAGUCCCGAGCCGAGUAUGACCGAACUGCACAGCCGAGUACAUGCGAGGAUCCUGAAGAUCAUGAAUACCGACGACACGGUUCUGCCGUUUGAAAGCUUGCAAUUUCAUCUCGUGCGGAAAGUCGCUCCUACGAAACCCAUGUUCUGCGUCAGUUUCCAGCUACCACACGUUUUACUAUAG
Molecule: messenger RNA, 1506 nt
Organism: Lachancea lanzarotensis
Lineage: Eukaryota; Fungi; Ascomycota; Saccharomycetes; Saccharomycetales; Saccharomycetaceae
Gene: TRM5
Product: LALA0S05e01838g1_1
Exons: 1
Coding region: 1-1506 (501 amino acids)
Biological process (GO): mitochondrial tRNA methylation; tRNA N1-guanine methylation
Cellular component (GO): mitochondrial matrix; cytoplasm
Source: RefSeq, a predicted model, not a curated record